This is a messenger RNA of Bufo bufo (common toad), 1341 nucleotides long. RefSeq lists its product as uncharacterized. The record is from RefSeq and is a predicted model, not a curated record. The transcript is spliced from 5 exons. Lineage: Eukaryota; Metazoa; Chordata; Amphibia; Anura; Bufonidae. The coding region runs from base 112 to 1233 and encodes 373 amino acids.
UGAGAGGAGAUAACACUUUUUACUUAGUGUCCGCCUCCCAGUGUCCGCAGAUUAUACCUAAGGUAUCAGUCACUGGUAAAGAAACACUACGUUCCGUCAAAUGACAGUCUAAUGCCAUCAUUAAGAUAUGUGAGCAAUGAAUAUGAACGACAUUACAGACCUAGAGGAUACCAGAGAUUCAAGACAAAUAAUGUGGCAUCAAGCAGUAUAUUAUCAAAAAUUAGACAAGUAAGCAGUGAGCACUUUGAUAGGAGAAUACGUAGUCUGAAAAAUGUGAUGAUGAUGAAAUCCACCAAGAGUGAACAGCACACAACUAUUUGUCAAGGUGAGGAGAUUUUGUCUGUACAAGAAGAGCUGCAUCAAGAAAGUAGCUGUGAAUUUUCUGCACUGAAUGGUGUCACUGUGAUAGCUGAUGAGUCUGUCUGUCAAGAGGACCAUGGGUCUGACUGCUCUUUUUCCCAGUACACUUACAAGGCAACUGAUGGCUAUCAGUCUGGUGAGUCCAAUAGUAGGGAUGUCCAGCGUUUGUGUGAAGAAUGUAAAACUUUUUACAAAAAACUGAGAACAAGGAAAGGACCUGCAAUCAUCAAAGAUCGACGCUCUACAGAUCCAGGACCCUGGUAUGGUAAAUCUUGGAUAUUUGUGAAUCAAUCUUCAGCAAGAGGAUCCAGGAAAACUUCAAAAAGAAGCCUGGAAAGCGCUUUGAAGAGGCUUAGAGACUUGCCAAUAUCAAGGUGUUCUCCACCUGCUAGACCACAUUGGACAUGUUGCAGGUGUCAUUUAUUUCUGAAGAGAAAUAUUCGCUUAUGUAAAGAGGCACAGAAAACAUCCAUAUUUAAAGAUCAAAGCAAAAAGAAGAGAAAACUACCAAAUUCUGGUCGCAAAUCAAAGAGGCCUAAAAAAUAUUUGCCCAGCAACCGAGAAGAGGAGACUGAGCUUAAAAUAGGCCAAAAAGCACGUAAGACAUACAGCUUGGAUUCGAGCCAGGAAGAAAUUGCAAAUCCUGAAAUCAAAAGAUUUAAGCUGGAAGUUAGGAAUACAGGAAAGAAAACCUUACUGCAAAACACAGAAACUUCAAGCAACUCUGUCCAUAUGACAUCAUCUACAUUUGAACCCAUGGGGCACGAUGCCAGACCAACUAGCAAGUAUCCAGUGCACGCUGGAAGUUUUAGAGAGCAACUGGAGAAACUGAAGAUGGGGGAAAUAAAAAGUGGUAUCAUAAAAGAGAACUAAGAUUUGAAGUUGGGCCUUUCUACAAUGUUCCAUAUUAUAAAUCAUAUGUUGCAAAUGUUUCUUAUAAGUUACAGUUCUGGUAAAACGUGGUAAAAGCUUACCAUUUGA